UUCGCAAGAUCAGACAGAUAAUAGAUUCUUUGUCAGCGAAGUCACCACGGAAAAAGUAGAGACCUUUGUGAAUAUGGUUACCAUUUCGUCGCAGCCUGUUGGCCAGGCCGAACCUCCGCGACAGAUAAGAGCAACUCCAUCAGAAUUGAAGAACUGUAAAUACGACGCUGCGAAUGUGCAAGCUGCGCUUGAAGCGUUGCAUCAAGAUGGAUUCGUCGUCCUCAAGUCCGUGGUCGAUGUGGCGCAUGUGGACAGUCUGAACUCGUACAUGAGUAAAGAAGCAGAUGAGAUAGUCAAGAACAAUUCAAAGCCAUUCAACCAGGGGGUAAAGUCGAACUUUCUUCAGGCUCCUCCUUUGAAAGAUCCCGAUUAUCUUUAUGACGAUGUUUUCUUCAAUCCAUUUGUUAUCCAGCUCAUGAAUGCCUACCUCGGUGCGAAUCCCAUCUGGGCCUUCGUCACGGGCAAUAAUGCCUUGCCUCGAACUCAUGGCCUGAGACAGCCGGUUCAUAAAGACAUCACAUUCUUUCACCCUCAAUGCCCCUUUUUUGUUAUCGCUAACGUUCCCCUCUGUCCGUUCAGCCCGGCCACUGGCUCCACUGAGUUCUGGCUUGGAUCCCACGCCUCCACAAGCGGAGCCGAUCAAGUCCUUGCGACACCUGAAGCAAAGUUAGCAAAUGCAAAGCUAAGGGUGGGAGAGCCAAAUACCUUCGUGCGACCAGAGGUCGUGGAGGAGAGGAGAAAAAUUAGGCCACCAAUUCAGCCGACCUGCGAGAAAGGGGAUAUCAUGUUGAGAGACCUGAGGACUUGGCAUGCUGGAAUGCCCAAUGAAUCUGAUCAAUAUAGAAUUAUGAUUGCGCUGGGUUAUCAGGCGCAAUGGUAUCCAAAUCAUACCUUGCGGGCGAAACUGCCCCUCAGUCAAGGGAACUUCUUCAUGAAGCAUGGUGGACAGCCUGUGGAGGUUAGGGCAGACCUAUUACCAGAUGACAGCGAUUUUGGGAAGUUGAACGACGUGUUCUCAUUCAGGUCUUCACUCGACUAGUAUGAGUUCGGCGAGAAGUCGAGGACAAGUGAAGGUUGUCGUAUUUUUGGCGGGAAGUACGAGGCUGCGAAUUUUAUUUAAAUAUCUUAUUAUCUCUGUAGUUCCCAGACCUGCAAAAGUCAUAUUCUAGUACAGCAAGAAGUCAAAGCCAUGUCUAAUAAGAGAUGGGAAUGAGGCUGGU
This is a messenger RNA of Amorphotheca resinae ATCC 22711, 1220 nucleotides long. RefSeq lists its product as hypothetical. NCBI's taxonomy places the organism in Eukaryota, Fungi, Ascomycota, Leotiomycetes, Helotiales, Amorphothecaceae. The coding region runs from base 74 to 1039 and encodes 321 amino acids. The transcript is spliced from 5 exons. The record is from RefSeq and is a predicted model, not a curated record.